AUGAAUUCAAUCUUCGCAGACACCACAACGACGGACACAACCCCUAAUAACCUUGACAUGGAUGAUCUUACAAAGGCACUUGAAGAUAUCGAGCUUGAACAAGCUUGGGCCGAUCGCGAAAAUGUCGCCGCCACCAUCCCUGACGCGAGAACCUCUACACGUUGUGAUGUUUCCGCUGAGUCUGUUGUGAUGCCAUCAAGCUUGGACGAGCAUGCUACUCAAGCCAUGACGCAACAGUUCUGGGAUCGUAACCGCCGUAUGCGAGAGGCACGUGUUCAAGCAGAGUCUGCUGCCUUGAUCGAGCAGCUCAGGCACAGCCUUAGCAAAGCAGGGCUAGCCAGCAUUAACAGAAGCUGCAGCGUGUCGCCUCAGGAUUACAGAGAGGCAGACCAGCACACCAUGUCAAAGCCAGCCCUAUUGGCAGCUCAAGCACGUGAGACCAGUGGGCCUGCUCGAAGACCAGAUUACUACGAACCUCAAAGAGAAGUGUUUCCAGACGUCAUGAACCGCACUUCCACCCAGAAAUCAGAACAACAGCUCUGCGUCUCUGGCGGAAACAACAAUCGGCAAGACUCAAAACAUGCUAUAUUUCACCACUUCAACUUAGGUGCCUACGUGCGCGUCCGGAAGGGGAGGUACAAAGGUUAUACCGGCAGAGUCGAAGGAAGAGGUAUGUGGUCGGUAGCGAUCAAUCUAGAAGUCGCUGCCAGAAGUGUCAAUGUCGCGAAUCAGGACCUCGUUCUCGUUCAGGAGGAGGAGGAGGACAAGGAGAAUCAAAUGGACGUAGAAUGA
Lithohypha guttulata is the source of this 792-nucleotide messenger RNA. RefSeq lists its product as uncharacterized. Lineage: Eukaryota; Fungi; Ascomycota; Eurotiomycetes; Chaetothyriales; Trichomeriaceae. Bases 1 to 792 code for a protein of 263 amino acids. The record is from RefSeq and is a predicted model, not a curated record. The transcript has a single exon.